Molecule: messenger RNA, 714 nt
Organism: Striga hermonthica
Lineage: Eukaryota; Viridiplantae; Streptophyta; Magnoliopsida; Lamiales; Orobanchaceae
Source: the annotation of a GenBank genome assembly
AUGGUGACCUUAAGAACAACAAAUAGGAAUGGAGGUAACUCCAAGAGGCAUCGUCAGAUCAAAUGGCGCUGGACACUUGUGGAAGACAACCUCCUGAAGAAACUCGUCAAAAGACAUGGUGCCGGCAAUUGGGAUUUCAUUUCUGAUCACUUCCAAGGACGAACCGGCAAGAGUUGCAGACUGAGAUGGAUUAACCAAUUGGAUCCGAAAGUGGACAGAACACCAUUCAGUGAAGAAGAGAGGCAGAGGCUUGUUGAUCUCCACGGAAAAUAUGGAAACCGGUGGUCAAUCAUUGUAAGUCACUUCCCGGGCCGAACAGACAAUCAGGUGAAGAAUCAGUACCAUUUACUGGUGGGGAACAAAUACAAAAAGGCCUCACGCCUGUUUUCCACCCCUCUCAGCAAAGGAUCUGCAGACGGGAGCAUGUCAACAGUUGCAGUCGGUUUGCAGUUUUCUAACGGUACCUUCCAAGGACAUAACAAUUCUGUCAUGUCUGGUGUGACCGAAAUGGUGCCUGUGUUAGGUGAUGGUUUAUCUUCAGUGUUUGGUUUGCAUUGUUCUUCUAUGCAUCCAAAUCAGGGGGCGAUGAGCCAUGGAGAUUCCAUCAUGUCUGAUGCCAGCUCGGGUGCUCUCUCGGAAUCCUGCCCGCUCCAAGGAGUUAGCCCUGGGGAGUAUCAAUUCAUCGACUUUAUGGGGGUUCAAAGUUCAGACUGA